AUGGAUCGCAAGAGCAGGAAUAAGAUUGCAAUCAUAUACACUGUUGUCAUGGGACUCAUCAUAUUGGCCAUUGCUGCCGCACUUGGAAUCUACUACGGCAACAACAAAUCAAAGUACAAUAAAUUCAAAGAAGAAAAAGCAGCAAAGCCUCCUAAGAAAAUCAAGUACAAAUAUUUCAUACCAGAAGAUGAAAUAGAGAGAACAAACAUGCUCUUCAACUUGAGAGAACUGAAACUGGAAGAGUUGGCUGACAAGUUGCAGCAGCUCGAUCCAAACGAGUAUCUGAAAAAGAACUUUGAUAAAAUCUCAAAGGAGGCUAGAGAAGUAGUCAAGACCAAGUUGAAGAACAACGAGAUCCACCUGACUGGAAUGGUCCUCUUCAACAUCCAACUGAUCUACUUCCAUCUCCACGGCUACAACCUGCUUGAAACAGGCUUCUCCUACGACGAUUACGCCAAUAAGGGGAAAUUGGACGUCCUAAGCAGGGAUCCAGCACUUUGGUACAUUUUCCCGUUGGACGAGAAUUCGACGCUACAGCCUGAAAAACUCAUCAUGGAGUUCACGUACAACAUGCUGUGCAAGGAAACGACGAUUCUGGUCGACCACGCCGUCCCAAUCUGCAGUGAAUUCGAAAAAGGGCUGUCACGCCUGACUGCAGAUCCAGAAGUAGGCGAUGAUUGGUACAACCACAAAGAAUACGUCUACAACAUGUUCAAGAUCAUACGAGUAGAGAAGUUCUUCAGGAAAUUCGAGAAAGGGAAUACACAUCUGAACAAAUACAGGACCUAUUUGACAACACACCAGGAGAGGGUGUUGACAAAUAAUGUCUAUUAUAAACAGAAAGACAAAAUUGCGGCUACAAAAAGCUUGGUUAAAUAA
Messenger RNA from Enterospora canceri, 879 nucleotides. The record is from the annotation of a GenBank genome assembly. NCBI's taxonomy places the organism in Eukaryota, Fungi, Microsporidia, Enterocytozoonidae.